GCCGGAAGUGGAGUGCAGAGCCGUGCCGUACGCUGUUGGUCCCUGUGAUUCGGAGCUCGCGCGGUCGCUGGACCCAUCCAAGUGGCGCGAGCGGUUCUGGGCCCCUCGGGCUCCGCGGUCCAGAGGGCACCAUGGACGACAAGGAGUUAAUUGAAUACUUUAAGUCUCAGAUGAAAGAAGAUCCUGACAUGGCCUCAGCAGUAGCUGCCAUCCGGACUUUGCUGGAGUACUUGAGGAGAGAUAAAGGUGAGACACUCCAGGGCCUGAGAGCGAAUCUUACCAGUGCCAUAGAAACCCUGUGCGGCGUGGACUCUUCAGUGGCCGUGUCCUCGGGUGGGGAGCUCUUCCUGCGCUUCAUCAGCCUUACCUCCCUGGAAUACUCUGAUUACUCCAAAUGUAAAAAGAUCAUGAUCGAGCGGGGGGAGAUUUUUCUCAGGAGAACAUCACUGUCGAGAAAUAAAAUUGCAGAUCUGUGCCAUACUUUCAUCAAAGAUGGGGCGAGAAUAUUAACUCACGCCUACUCCAGGGUGGUCCUGAGAGUCUUGGAAGCAGCCGUGGCGGCCAAGAAGCGUUUCAGUGUGUACAUUACAGAGUCACAGCCUGACUUAUCAGGGCAAAAAAUGGCCAAAGCCCUCUGCCACCUCAGUGUCCCCGUCACUGUCGUACUGGAUGCUGCUGUUGGCUACAUCAUGGAGAAAGUGGAUCUUGUCAUUGUUGGUGCUGAAGGAGUUGUUGAAAACGGAGGAAUCAUUAACAAGAUUGGAACCAACCAGAUGGCUGUGUGUGCCAAAGCACAGAACAAGCCUUUUUAUGUUGUUGCAGAAAGUUUCAAGUUUGUACGGCUCUUCCCACUAAACCAGCAAGAUGUCCCAGAUAAGUUUAAGUACAAGGCGGAUACUCUGAAGUCCACGCAGACUGGACAGGAUCUCAAAGAGGAGCACCCGUGGGUCGACUACACCUCCCCUUCCUUAAUCACACUGCUGUUUACAGACCUGGGGGUGCUGACGCCCUCAGCAGUCAGCGACGAACUCAUCAAGCUCUAUCUGUAACCGCCGGGCCCUUUCCUGCCGGCGAACAGCUGAUGCUGGGAGCAGCCUCUUGGCCCCUCAAUGAGCCAGGCCAAAACUGAAUUUUUUUUAAUGAAAUUUUAUCGACUAAGGACUUAAAAUCAUACGUCUUGGAGAAUUUUUUAUUCAUUUCAGUCCCAUCUAAAAUAUGUUCAUGGUUCCCCUAAAACCCAACCUAAAUUGUGCUUAUGGUUUCCAGACACUUUCAUUCAUUUCCAGUUUCCAGAAAUACAAGUUAGAUUACUGGCUACUUGACUGGUGAAAGAUGUGCCCCGUCUCCCUCCCUUCAUCUUCCCACACUCCAGACUUAUCUGCCAGAAGAAUCAAUGAAAGCCAUACAGGCCUAAGAGAGCAGGGGUCCUAACUGCAGCCAGGUGCCCCUCCAGCAAUCAACAGCCACCCAGGAUGCAGGCUACACGGUGCCGUGUGAGAAAGGCAGGAAACACUUGCUGAAUCUGCAUCAGGCUUCCAGCGGUGAACAAGAGCUGAGGGCUGUCAUCUCUAAAAAGGGAUCAAGCCAAACAGAGUGGAAACUAACAUGAGAACCCAAGACAGGGAGAAACAGCAUCUUUGGCAGGAGUAUCCCGCGCGCCUCACCACUUACGAAGACGCCUUCCAGAAUAUUUGCAAACUUUAAUUCUGUAUCUGGGAAAGAUGUGAAUUUAAACGUUUGGGUCCUGAACAGCUUUUUUAAAAUUGUUCUUGGGAACAAUUCAGCAUCUUUUCAAAUAAGUUGUAUGAAAGAUUUUGAUAUGGUGUUGCAUCGGUACUGCAACCUGACCCCAGGCCCAAAUGUGUUGUCCAUCUUGGUAAAGACACUACGCAGCCACCUUCACACACUUAAGGCACAAUGAGAAUGAAAUAUGGUUUAUUCAACAGAAGGCAUAAUUUUCUUUUCCAGAAUGACUUGCUUCCUCUGUUUUUCAGAUACUCACCAAUAAAACAGUCCUAGGAGCUGUGCAGGUGUUCUGCACAGUACAUCAGAGAGAGAACUGAAGUCCAGGGAGAAGGACAUCCAGGAAGAUGAGGUGCCUGAAAACACUGAGGAAUUGUAAAAGGCCUGAAAUCAAGUCUACAUCAGUAUCUUUAUGUUAAAAAAAUAAGUAUAAAAUAGCCACCAAAAAAAUGAGCUCUUUGAGUAACCCAUCAAAAUAAAUAUUGACAUGUUAUUUACACUCAGUUAAUUUACAUUUUCUUCUGUUAGACUUCAGAGGUUGGUAUGUUUUUCAUAAAAUAUUCAUGAGUGUGAAACCCCUCACAUCUCCGCCGUCUGCAACAAGAGCUUUGGGAGAGGUGGUUCUUCUGGACGUCUGCCGAAGUUCUGCUCUUCAGUACACGCAAGCGCAGGCCAUCUGCGAGCGCAGGGCCGCUCCUGGCACUCCCGUUGCUCUCGUGCAUUUCACUUGAGCGGCAGGAAUCAGCAGUCAUCUUCCAAAUCUGAGAUCCCCAGAUCUGCUGUCUUGACUGAUCUUUUGCCACUUGUCAACAGCCCCUUCUCGAAUUCUUCUUCAGUAAUUUUGCCUUUUCUAAACUUUUUCAAGAGCCUGGUGUCAUUAAGAAGUUCUUCCAUGUCCUCAUCUUCGAUAUCAGAACCCUGAGUGCAGAAGAGAUCAACAAGCUACUGAAUUUCUCAGCAACAGUGUUCUAAGUGAAACCAGCAAUUUUUAAUCAGUAACUACUUGCUCUUAGAUCAGCUUCCACAAACACAGCGCAUUCCCCACCGAAGCCACCAAGGGAGUAUAGAAACCUGAGAGUCCUAUGCAAUUCCUAUUAGAAGAUAACUAUAUACUACACUUCAGUGAAACUUGUUCAGAAUUCUAAGUUGAGUAUUUAAAUAAUAAAAAUGCAAACUUUACCUCUUCCCUUUUCCUUUUUUCAUUCAGUUUUUUCUUCUUUUCCUUUUUGGCCUUCUGCUUUGACCAAGCUUUAUUUUUUAUGAAUUUUCUUCUCCCUUCAUUUUCUGUUUUCUCUUUUCUUUGUUGCUCCAAUAGCUUCUGCCUCUGCUUUUCUCUGAUUUUAUCUUUAAAUGGAAUGGUGUCUGUACUGACGUCCACAGGCACAAAAUCUGGAAACUGCUUUCCUCUCAGCUCUGGCAUCUUGGGCAUCCUCAGCAGGGCAAAACCUCGAGCAAGACUUGCAAAAUCGAGAUCUGAUUAAACCAAAACAUUGCAGUUAGCACAACCAAAAUAGGAUUAUAAGCAUCAACCCACAGAACAUUCAUAGCAAUAUAAUUUUGUCUACCUAAAUGAUCUAAUGGGCUCAUUUUAAUUAGAAUUAAAAUAAUUACAUUUUUACUAAAAAGGAAUACCCAGCAGCCAGUGUAUUCUCUGUCUACUCAAACCCAAGGAAGACUGUCUUUAUUUUAUUUUAUUUUAUUGGCUGCGCUGCACAGCACAUGGGAUCUUAGUUCCCCGACCAGGGAUCGAACCCAUGCCCCCUGCAGUGGAAGCUCGGAGUCCGAACCACCGGACCACCAGGGAAUUCCCAGGAAGACUUUCUUUUAAAUGUUUAGAAUACAUUAAACCUGGCAUAGGCCUGACAUUCUUAUAAAACAAAGCAGUUUCAUACUUGUAAUACUUCUAAAACCAUCAGAUGUUUCAGAUGGAGAUACAAUUAUGUGAAGAAGUCCAACUUACCCUUUAAUCUGAAGAUGAGGUUACACUCAUGCUUUGCAUAAGCCUGGACGUACGACACAAAAGCUUUCAUGCCCUUUUCAAACACAGCUCUGUCGGCCAGGGCCAUGGACUUGAGCUUUGGAAGGAGGUCUACUGUGUUCUUCUGGACUUUCAUCUCCUGCAGGGGGCACUGCACAGGGACCACAGCGUCACUUCUGGCUGGAAUCACCUCAUCCCCAAGGCUACUCCAUAAGAGCCAGUGCCAAUAAAACCAAAGGCAGAACAAUCCAUUUUAAUCUUAAAGCAGAGGCCUGGAAGCCCAAAUCCAAGCAAAGUAUUUUACUUGGUCCAGAAAGUAUUUUUAAAAAUUUAAAGCAAAGUUUAAAAUGAGAUUUUACCUAACAAUCCUGAUUUCUGGUUGGAAAGCACAGUAACAUAGGGCUAUGCUCCCAACUAGUGAUGCUUAGCUGGGGCCGAGCAGUGGCCGUACCCCAGAGCCUCUCCACAGCCAUAAAGCCAGCCAGGUUCCCGCACGAACAUCACCAGCCUGGCCCCUGUGUGUCUGCAACCCCUAAUCUAAGUUCUGGACCCCACUUGCUGGAAAAGAACUUUUUCAACUACCCCAGCACUGGACAUUCCAUAGGAAAAAGGAAGACAGCUUACUUUCUGGUUAAUUGCAAGGAAGUUGACGUACGACUCUUCCAUGGGAAGGAGAAACACAAGCGCGCUGCCGCCGUGGCCGAUGCGGGCUGUGCGGCCACAGCGAUGCACGAAGGCACUGUGAACAACAAGGGGCGGGAACACGGUCACCACGUGACGGUGGCCGAGCAGAGCACAGGCCUGCAGCCGCACGGCACCCGAGGAGCUCCAUCCCAACCCGCCGCUUAUUAGUGUGAUAGAAGAGCUGGCGAUUAAAGUACACAUGCAAACCAGAGAGGGCUCUGUUAGACAUUUACUGUGAACUAUAAAACUUUUAAAUUUAUGCCUAUCUGAUGGUACAGGUAGGAGGAUGCAGUCUCAGUAGAAAAUUUGAAAAACAAUGAAAAGCGUAAAAAAGAAAAUAAAAGUGACCUAUGAGGACCCACCCCCUCCCCCAGGAAGUAACAACUAUUGCUUAGGAGUUUGUAUUUACAGGUGUUUUCCUAUGUUUGGAGGCAUUUAUCAGAAAUACAUGCUUGCUUUCAGAGAAUAACUGACAUCUUCAUAUAUGCUGUAUAUAUUGUUCUCCUUUAAACACUCUAUCAUGUGCAUUUCUGCAAGAACUUUAAAAAGUAUUUGAGGGACUUCCCUGAUGGCCCAGUGGUUAAAGACUCUGCACUUCCAAUGCAGGGGACAUGGGUUCCCUCCCUGGUCAAGGAAGUAAGAUCCCACAUGCUGUGCGGCACAGCCAAAAAAUUUAAAAAUAAAUAAGUAAAUAAAAAAGAUCUAUUAAAAAGUA
Molecule: messenger RNA, 5120 nt
Organism: Mesoplodon densirostris (Blainville's beaked whale)
Lineage: Eukaryota; Metazoa; Chordata; Mammalia; Artiodactyla; Ziphiidae
Gene: EIF2B1
Product: eukaryotic translation initiation factor 2B subunit alpha
Exons: 9
Coding region: 132-1049 (305 amino acids)
Biological process (GO): translational initiation
Cellular component (GO): eukaryotic translation initiation factor 2B complex
Molecular function (GO): guanyl-nucleotide exchange factor activity; translation initiation factor activity
Source: RefSeq, a predicted model, not a curated record